Molecule: messenger RNA, 402 nt
Organism: Drosophila subpulchrella
Lineage: Eukaryota; Metazoa; Arthropoda; Insecta; Diptera; Drosophilidae
Gene: COX8
Exons: 2
Coding region: 83-289 (68 amino acids)
Biological process (GO): mitochondrial electron transport, cytochrome c to oxygen
Cellular component (GO): mitochondrion
Source: RefSeq, a predicted model, not a curated record
GAAUGUCAAAUCGUGAAGAAGAAGCAUUCUAACCUUACGGCAUUGAUUUUCGCCAGCGUAUUUUCCAAAGAAGAUUGUGAAAAUGUUCCAAAACAGCGCUGCCCGCCUCCUGGUCCCCGCUAUCCGUAGCGCCAUGCAGAGCCGUUGCCAGUCGGUCGUUUCCGGACCCCCGACCCAGCACGUCUCCACCGCCGAGAAGGUGAUCCUGGGCGGCGGCAUGUGCGCUGCGUCCCUGUUCAUUCCCGCAUGGGUGCUCUACCACAUCCGGGACUACAAGGGCGACAAGUAAUCUGGAUCCGUAACCCCACAUAUGUAGUUAAUACACCUGCAAAGUAAAGAGUGUCGAUACAAGAAUAGAGGCCCUAAAAAAGGGAAAUAAACUAUAAUGCAUUGAGCCACAAA